GAAACAACCAAAAAGUAAAAAGGCCAGACUUUCAACCAAGGCAGAAACUGUAAACAAAGACAAAAUCUUCUGCUUGGUAGAAGAUAAAGAAAACAAUAACACAACUAGCUGGGCUGUCCAAACUGAGGAAGAGAUAAAAAAUCAAGAAGCAAAUGAUAUUGAUAAGAGACCCAGAAAAGAACACCAACUCAACACGCAACAAACACAAGUAAACACAGAAAAUCACAUGAACCAGGAAAACGUGACCCAAGGAAACAACAAAGAACACGCAAGUCAUAUGGCAAAUGAUAUUGAUAAGAAACCCGGAAAAGAACACCAACUCAACAUGCAACAAACACAAGUAAACACAGAAAAUCACAUGAACCAGGAAAACAUGACCCAAGGAAACAACAAAGAACAUGCAAGUUACAUAACAAAUAUCCAAUUAGACAAAUCUGUAGGCCAAACAAAUGACAAGCAAGAUAAAACUCUGCCGGACCCAGCUCAAUGUUACAUAAAUAUCCUUAAACUUAAUGGUAGAGAAGGCAAACAGAGGCAGUGGUCAGACCUCUUUUCGAAGCUUAAAGGAGGAAAUGCAAGCUUUACAAACCAAACAACUAGAAGCAAAAUUCUUUCAAAGAAUAAAAACGCAUUAAUUAUCAAUAUAUAUAAUCUUUACAACAUCUCAACCAAUGACAUAAUCACAACUCUGUCACUUAAACUUAGCGGGGAUCUUGUGGUGGCAAAGAGCCACUCAUUUAGAGGAAAAAGAAUAUCCUUGGAAUUAGUCUUCAAAAGCAAGAAAAAAGUGCAGAAAUAUGCUUUUGAAGAAAUUUCUUUAUUUCAACAAACUUUUUUCGGUUACAUCCCAGCUUCGGUAGAAGCCAGACAGCUAUUAAGAGAAGCUAAACUUCAAAAAAAGGAAUUAACAGCUCACAAAAUGCCCACCUCAGAAUUAGAGUUUAGUCCAGACAACCCCUACACUAAAAAAACACUAGACACAAAAGAAGAAGAUACAUCCAAAAGUCAGAACAUAAACAAAACAAAUGUAGCCUUACAAAGCAUAGAAAUCGUUUCACCAGUUAAAGAAUCAGACACACCUAUGCCAGAUGCUCUAUUAACAGAACCGUCAUUAAGGCAUGAAAGGCCAAGUGUUAUAGAUGACAAAGAACAGAAAACACCUUUUAUAGUUGUUUCUUACAGGAAACCCAAAAACAAGAACAAGGAAAGAAGCACUGAGAGUGAUGGGAAUCUCCUUCAUCCAGGACAAAAUCAAAAGGCCUUGGAAUAUACCCAUCAGGGUACACCCAAGCCCAAAGCUCAACACUAA
This is a messenger RNA of Dentiscutata erythropus, 1309 nucleotides long. The record is from the annotation of a GenBank genome assembly. NCBI's taxonomy places the organism in Eukaryota, Fungi, Glomeromycota, Glomeromycetes, Diversisporales, Gigasporaceae.